AACUCCCCAAACUCCCAGGAAGACAGUGUGUGUAGACUGUGUAGUGCUGUGCUCCCGAAUACAUGCUUGUGUGAAGGUGCUGCUGGUCUCCAGACAGUGGCUGAGAAGGGGACGGGCUUCUCUCUCUACCGCCUUUUUGUGAUUGGCCAAACUUUCCGAACUUUCCUCUUUUCAUCCUGACUUUUUUUUUUUUCUUCUUUUGAGAAGUUGACUGCUUGUGCUGCUCAGAGUGCACGUCAGCUGUAAUCUGGUCUCCAGUGACUUACACUGACACCAUGAGCUCAGAGUCAGAUGAACCAAAAGAAGUGGCGACAGAUUUUUUCAGUUCCAAAUAUCUGGCUGUCCAGGCGCAGAAGAAAAUCCUUGGUAAGAUGGCUUCAUCUAAAUACAUUGCGACCUCCUUGAUUGAUGACACCAGCGGAGAAGUGUUGGAUGAGCUUUAUCAAGCAACCAGGGAGUUCACCCAAAGCAAGAAAGACUCAGAGAAAAUUAUAAAGAACCUCAUCAAGAUAGUAAUAAAGUUGGCUGUCCUGUAUAGAAAUAAUCAGUUCAACUCGGAUGAGCUUGCACUUAUGGAAAAAUUCAAGAGGAAAGUCCACCAGCUGGCCAUGACUGUGGUCAGCUUUCAUCAAGUGGAAUAUACAUUCGACCGCAACGUGCUCUCCAAAUUGUUGAACGAAUGUCGGGAGCUUCUUCAUCAAGUUAUUCAGCGACAUCUCACCGCAAAGUCUCAUGGACGUAUCAACAACGUGUUUGAUCACUUCUCAAAUUGUGAGUUUUUGGCGGCUCUAUACAACCCAUUUGGACCUUACAAAAACCAUCUUCAGAGACUUUGUGAUGGUGUGAACAAAAUGUUAGAUGAUGACAAUAUUUAAUGAGUUAAAAUUUUGGAACUGAUGGCCACCAAGGAGUAAGAAGCCAUUCAUUUUAUGGUGUUUUAUCUGCUGAUACCGGUAAUACUGGAACCAGAUUACGUCAUACAAUACCGCUUACUGGUUCUCACCGGAGAGUUGUCACUAUGCAGAGAUUAUAGGCAGACAACAUCCCUCUACAUGCUUAGUGUACGGUUGGUUGUAAGUGAAAAACACCUUGUACGCAGUGGAUUAAACAGAAAUAGGAACCUUGCAUUUCUGCAAAUGAAUGGGAGGGAUGAUGCUAUUUAUGGCCUUGCCAAAAAUACUUCAGUACAAAAGACGUUGUAUGCGUGUUCCCCUGUAAUGUAUAAUAUAUAUAUAUAUAUAUGCCUUGAACCUAAUGCAUUAUUUCUUGAUAAUUGAAUGAAAAGGCAGCUUAUUUUUGUUUUUGCUUAUGUUCCCCGAUAUUUGUUUUGUAGGUACUAUAGUCGUACAUAUCUGCUGUCACAGAAGUGCAAUGCAUUUUAUGGAAUAUUAUGAUUGAUACCAGUUUCCUCAUUGUGAAAAGUUCUUAAUUUGUGAGUUUGGAGCGCAGGAUUGCACUUCUAAUGUCCUGGUCAAACUGUCUUAUGGAAAAAUAAAACAAUCUAUCCACU
Messenger RNA from Hyla sarda, 1510 nucleotides. RefSeq names its product TNF alpha induced protein 8 (gene TNFAIP8). Lineage: Eukaryota; Metazoa; Chordata; Amphibia; Anura; Hylidae. Gene Ontology annotation, cellular component: cytoplasm. The coding region runs from base 276 to 875 and encodes 199 amino acids. Gene Ontology annotation, biological process: regulation of apoptotic process. The transcript is spliced from 2 exons. Gene Ontology annotation, molecular function: cysteine-type endopeptidase inhibitor activity involved in apoptotic process. The record is from RefSeq and is a predicted model, not a curated record.